AUGAUUCUUUCCAUGUGCGAAGAGACUAAAAGCCCUGCCACCCAGGUUCCCAAGGCCAUGUGCGGCGCUCUAUUCCUGAGCUGGCUUUGCGGUUUCAUCUUCCUCAUCCCUCUCAUGUUCGUCAUGCCUGCCAUCGAAGAAGUCAUCAGUGACCCUUACGGUCAACCACUUCCGUUUAUUCUCCGCUCAGCAAUUGGUAGCGAGGGUGGCGCCUUCGCUCUCACCGUCCCCAUCAUUGUCCUUGGAAUCAUUUACGGCGCCAUCCCAGGCUCUGGAUUGUGGAAGCAGGUCAACGCAAAGCUCGAUGUUCCUCUGAACGCCAUGAUGCUGAGCAUGGCUACCCAAAUCCUGCUCGGUCUGAUCUACUUCGGGUCCUAUGCUGCCUUCAGCGCCUUCAGCGGCUCUGCUGUUAUCUUUUUGACCAUUGCGUACGUUAUGCCGAUUGUAGCCUCAUUGUUUGGCGGACGCAAGCACCUAUCUGCAGGUUCAUGGGACUUUGGUGUCAUUGGUGUAAUUUGCAACGUCGUCUCUAUAGCGUGGACCAUGUUUGUCCUUCCCCUUUUCAGCUUCCCUUUUUUCAACCCUACCACCCUAGAAACGAUGAACUACGGAUCUGUUGUCUUCAUUGGAGGUACUGUGGUUUCAGCGCUGUGGUAUUUUGUUUGGGGCCGCAAGAACUACAAGGGUCCUCCUACGCAAGAUGGCGAGGUGCUACGACGGAGAAGCUCCAUUAUUGAGCAGUAG
Molecule: messenger RNA, 744 nt
Organism: Cyphellophora europaea CBS 101466
Lineage: Eukaryota; Fungi; Ascomycota; Eurotiomycetes; Chaetothyriales; Cyphellophoraceae
Exons: 4
Coding region: 1-744 (247 amino acids)
Biological process (GO): transmembrane transport
Cellular component (GO): membrane
Molecular function (GO): transmembrane transporter activity
Source: RefSeq, a predicted model, not a curated record